AUGCCCACUCCAUACUUGUUACUCUUCUUCCUUGGUCUGGUGGUUCUCACCACUCCUUCCAUUGCCGAUCACAACCGUGAUGUGGCAGUGGAUGAGGAGGAGCAACCAUCACCUGUUGACCUGUCUGCUUUUGUGCAGAUGGAAUCAACAGAGGAAGAAGUAGAACCUAAGCACAAGGUAGAAGCACACCAACACACGCUCCUGGUCACCAUCGCCAUCCCCACCACCAUCGCCACCCCUACCACCCCCACCCACCACCACCACCUGAGAAAACAUCACAACCACCAGGCACCAAAGAGAGCUCCAAUAUCACCACCAAAGGAAGAAGCGGAAAUAAUGGAGGAAGCACCUAAGCACAAGCGCAAACACAAUCACCCCCCAACACCACCACAACCAGACGCACCUCCGACGACUCGGAAGCCGCCGCCAGGGCCACCAACACCACCAGCACCACUAACACCAGCAACAACAAUGGAAAAUGAAAUGGAGGAGCCACCCAGGUUCAGGGGUAAGCCACUAUCACCGCCGCCACCCCCACCAUCACCAGCACCAAGUCCAAAAUCUUCGCCGAAGCGGAAUCCUCCUAGGAAGACUCCGCCAACACCACCACCUCCAACAGAAGCGCCAAGCCCAAAAUCUCCGCCGAAACAGAAGCCACCUAGGAAGGCUCAGCCUCCGCCACCUCCUGCGCCUGUCACUAGUUAUGAUGAGUGA
Molecule: messenger RNA, 714 nt
Organism: Ilex paraguariensis (yerba mate)
Lineage: Eukaryota; Viridiplantae; Streptophyta; Magnoliopsida; Aquifoliales; Aquifoliaceae
Source: the annotation of a GenBank genome assembly